Molecule: messenger RNA, 723 nt
Organism: Chilo suppressalis (striped riceborer)
Lineage: Eukaryota; Metazoa; Arthropoda; Insecta; Lepidoptera; Crambidae
Source: the annotation of a GenBank genome assembly
AUGCCUCCUAAAAAAAGGGGCACCGUACAUAAUAAACGAACAAACCAUCAUGUACAACGUGAUUACGCAGAGCGACUAAAUGAUCUAAUUAUAGAGUCAUCAGAAGAUAGUUCAAAUGAUUCUUCGGAUGACGAAGGUGUGGCACCUUCAUUCACUGUAAGCAUGUGGGACUUAAACCACUGUGACCCCAAGAAAUGUUCAGGAAGAAAACUACUGAGACAUAACCUUAUUAAGAAUUUAAAACUCGGUCAAAGGUUUCAAGGGCUGGUUUUGUCACCAGUCGGUACGCAAUGUGUCAGUCCAUCAGAUAAAGACAUUAUAGAGAAGUUUGGUCUUGCUGUGAUUGAUUGCUCAUGGGCAAAGAUUGAUGAAACUCCAUUUGGACGCAUGAAAUCUAACCAUCCUCGUCUGCUACCAUUUUUAGUUGCGGCUAAUCCGAUCAACUAUGGAAAACCAUAUCAGCUGAGCUGUGUAGAAGCUUUAGCAGGUGCAAUGUUCAUUACAGGUCAUAAGAGUGAAGCAAAGUUUUACCUUUCAAAGUUUUCCUGGGGUCAUUCCUUUUUAGAAUUGAAUUCCGAAGUAUUGGAUUUAUAUGCAAAUUGUGCAGACAGUAAAAGUGUAAUAGAAGCUCAAAAUCAGUUUCUAGAAAAUGCAGGAAAACUUAAAGAUGAUAAGCCAAUGUGGCCCCCGAGUGAUUCUGAAACAGAAUCAGAAGAUGGGUGA